Sphaeramia orbicularis (orbiculate cardinalfish) is the source of this 2495-nucleotide messenger RNA. It is a transcript of the gene galk1, whose product is annotated as galactokinase 1. Gene Ontology annotation, cellular component: cytosol; cytoplasm. The transcript is spliced from 9 exons. Gene Ontology annotation, molecular function: galactokinase activity; ATP binding. The record is from RefSeq and is a predicted model, not a curated record. Bases 43 to 1224 code for a protein of 393 amino acids. Gene Ontology annotation, biological process: galactose metabolic process; carbohydrate phosphorylation. NCBI's taxonomy places the organism in Eukaryota, Metazoa, Chordata, Actinopteri, Kurtiformes, Apogonidae.
AAGUAGCUGACAUUACACAGUGUUGAAACAGGGUCCAGCUCGAUGGCCAGUCCGGUUCCAAGUGUAUCGGAGCUGGUGGCGGAGGCCCGGAAUCUGUACGGGCAGGUGUUCGGAGGGGAGGCUCCGCAGGUGGCGGUGUGUGCACCUGGAAGGGUCAACCUGAUAGGGGAGCACACUGACUACAACCAGGGAUUUGUACUACCAAUGGCGUUGCCCCUGGUGACGGUGGUUGUCGGGAGGCAAACUCCUGGCCAGGAUGUUACCAUAGUAACAGCGACUAAGGAUGCUGACGAGCCCCGAAGGGUGGACUUUAGCAUCCCUACUGAUGGAUCGGCGUUGGCUCCAGGGUCACCCAGCUGGGCCAACUAUGUCAAGGGUGUUAUACAUCAUUACAGGGCUCCUCCUGUCCCAGGUUUCAGGGCAGUGAUUGCCAGCAGUGUUCCUCUGGGUGGGGGUCUGUCCAGCUCUGCAUCUUUGGAGGUGGCUUUUUACACGUUCCUGCAGCAGCUCAAGCCAGAUGACAGUGACAAAGUGGCCAAAGCAGUAUCAUGUCAGCAGGCAGAACACACUCAUGCUGGAGUGCCCUGUGGCAUCAUGGAUCAGUUUGUGUCUGUUCUAGGCAGAGAGGGCCACGCUCUGCUCAUUGACUGCAGGUCUCUAGAGGCCACCACUGUCCCACUGUCAGAUCCAAGCCUGGUUAUUCUUGUCACCAACACCAAUGUGAAGCAUUCUUUGACCGGCAGCGAGUACCCAACGAGGCGUAGGCAGUGUGAGCAGGCUGCCUCCAUCCUGGGAAAGCCCAGCCUCAGAAAUGCUACCAUGAAGGACCUAGAGGAUGCAAGAGACAAGAUGGACAAUGUAACCUAUCGCAGAGCUCGACAUGUGAUAGAGGAGAUAGAAAGAACUGCCCAAGCAGCUGAAGCCUUGAAGCGAGGUGCCUACAAAGAAUUUGGCAAGUUAAUGGUGGAGAGCCACAACUCCCUCAGAGAUCUGUAUGAGGUAAGCUGCAGGGAGUUGGAUGAGCUGGUAUCUGCAGCCAUGGAGGUGGAGGGGGUGUUCGGCAGCCGGAUGACCGGUGGAGGAUUCGGUGGAUGCACUGUAACUCUGCUGCAGGCCCACGCUAUUGACAGGACUAUACUCCACAUCCAGGAGCGAUACAGUGGAACUCCUACUUUCUAUGUGACGACUCCAUCAGAGGGAGCUCAGGCUCUAAGUUUGUCCUGACUUUGUCAAGAUUUAAGUCCUCUUUACAGUUUUACUUCUUUCUCCUUUAUUCUGCAAAGUGAAUGAAUCUAGACUCAGUCAAAAGUAACAAGCAGAUUAUGGAUUUACUCCAGAAACAAAUGAUUGUGCCUUCAAAUAAAUUCUUCAGCUGUAAUUACAUUUUUAUAUGAAUUAUGUUACACUCUGUUUUCUAUAUUAUUUGUUGGAACUAAUUCUUUAAUUGCUACUUACAUGUACUGUGAAAACAGUAAACUGAAUCAUUCCCAUAUGAUUUUGUUGUUUGUUGUGGAAAAUGAUUGAAUGGCUGAUUUUUUUUAAUAUGACAUUUUUGCAGUAAUUAAUAGUUUUCUAACAGCAAUGGAUCACAUGAACAUGUGUAAUGUAAGGGAAUGUGCUCACUGUAAGAAAUCCAUCUAGAAUUAUUGCCUGAUUCUUGUUUCCUUUGGUAUGGAAGCCCAUUUCUACCACUGUGUUGAGAAAAGAUUUAGAGAUAGCAUUGUGAGAAAGUUUGUCAUUAUUUUUGAAAUCCUAAGUCAAUAUUAUGAGACAUCAUAUUGGGAAAAAUGUCACUAUGAUGAGAUAUGAAUCUAUUAUUUUUAUUUCUGUGAUUUACUUUUUUCAUCGUAAUGAUGGAAAUAGAUUUCAUAUUUGAGCUUUAUGGCAUGUUCCUGCCCAAAACUGUACAGGUCUGAUUAAAUUCUACUUUUCUCAUAGACAUGUACACAGAACAUUUUUUUCACUCAACAGAUAACCAGUUAUCAAAUCAUUGGUGUAGAUAGUGGAACAGUUAGGAUCAUUGAAAAGUCUGGAGCAACUCCAUGAUUUACACUUUUAUUUAGUACAUUGAUUUUUAUAUGAUACAGUGCUGCAUUGUGGUAUUGUCACAUGCAGUUUGUAUGCUCCAGACAAUGUUAAGAGACUAAAAUAGAGCACAAAGAACAGUAAAUAUUGGAGUUCAAGUACAUUCAUAAGGUACAUAGAUUUCAUUCAUAACCUUGUUCUAUUUUUGCACUAUCUUUCCACAGUGUCUUUUUUUGUGCAAUAAAAGAAAAGAAAAAAAGACUCAAAAUACAGUAAACUUGGUGGGGAGACAAAAAAUGCCAAGAAGUUUAUAAAGACACUCUUGCAAGUAAGUAUAAACAACUAGGCAAUAACCAAAGAAAAAGAAAACACGUUUUUCCUUCCAUAUCCAUCACUGUGAAGAAUAAAAUAUGUAUAUGAAUAUGAAUGCACUAUUAUAGUUUUGCAAGAAUAAACUUGGGUUCAGCUUA